AUGUCAAGAAGAGGCUUACGAGAUGAAGAAAUCGAACGAUUAUUGUGUGAAAUUCCAUCAGACGAGGAUUCCACUGUUGACACCACAGAUGACGAAUCUGAUUAUGAAGCAAGCAUUGUUGCGGAGGCUAUUGUGUCGUCUGAAGGCGAAGUUUCAGAGAGCGAGGAAGAAAGUGAGUCCACUCCGCCAAAACGCGCUGCUGACACAGCGCCAACUUGGGGACAACAAUUCAAUGCUACCUCAGGAAUGCAGUUCGACAGUGAAUCAGGACCAAGUGCUUUUAUUAGGGACAUUGAUGAUCCAGAACCUAUCGAUAUAUUCGAAAAAAUAUUUCCAAAAGAGCUAGUUGAGCUAAUCGUUUUCCAAACAAAUUUAUAUGCGACGCAAUCUGGCAAGUCUUUCACUCCAACAACUGACAAUGAAAUACGAACUUUCCUGGGAAUCAACAUUUUGAUGGGUAUAAAGCGUAUGCCAGCAUACAGAGACUACUGGUCUAGUGCCCCAGAACUUCAUGAUCGUUAUAUUGCAUCUCUGAUGGCAGUAAAUCGGUUUGGAUGGUUACUGAGGAACAUUCAUCUGAAUGAUAACACAUUGCAUCCAGAAAAAGGACACCCAGGUUAUGACAAACUGUACAAGCUGCGACCAGUGAUCAAGAUACUAUCUGAAUCUUUUUCCAAGUGUUACCAACCCAGCAAACACCUAGCAAUUGAUGAGUCAAUGAUCAAAUUCAAAGGCCGCAACAGUAUGAAACAAUACAUGAGAGAUAAACCCAUAAAGCGUGGUUACAAAGUGUGGAUGCUGUGUGACAAGACCUCUUACAACUUGAAAUUUGAUAUUUACACCGGAAAAGUAGGUGACACAGUGCAAACAGGCCUUGGGGAGCAUGUAGUGCUGAGUUUGUCCUCUGAACUCGUAAAUAAAGGCCAUUAUCUUUAUUUCGACAACUAUUUCAAUAGCUAUAACUUGUUGGCUGGUUUACAGCAGAGAAACAUAUAUGCCUGUGGGACAGUUCAACCAACAAGGAAACAUUUACCCAAAUUAAAAACAGACAAAGAAUUAAGCAGAGGUGAAUUUGACUGGAGGGUCAGCAACUGUGGCAUCCUCUACUUGAAGUGGAAAGAUAAGAGAGCUGUUCAUCUCCUUUCAAAUUUUCACAGUCCUGAAGUUACUACAGUGACUCGCCGUGAAAGAGAUGGUUCACGCAUAGAGCUACCUUGUCCUCAAGCAGUGAUGGAUUACAAUGCACACAUGAACAAUGUCGACAAGUUCGACCAACUGAAAAAAUCAUAUGAAAUAAGCCGGAGAAGCGCUCGGGAUGACCGCGGACCGCAGAUCGCGGCGGUGCUGCCCCUGGCGGCGCGCGCCGGCGGCUGCUCCCUGCUCCCCCGCGCCUAA
This is a messenger RNA of Schistocerca cancellata (South American locust), 1395 nucleotides long. Its product is annotated as piggyBac transposable element-derived protein 4-like. The record is from RefSeq and is a predicted model, not a curated record. Lineage: Eukaryota; Metazoa; Arthropoda; Insecta; Orthoptera; Acrididae. The transcript is spliced from 2 exons. The coding region runs from base 1 to 1395 and encodes 464 amino acids.